AUGACGACGCUAUCAGCUGACCAAUGCUGUGUCACGCACACGUUUCACAACACGAGCCCGCCAUCUUUCAACGUCAGCACCACCGGAAGUGACGCGUCCAACAUGGCGGCGAGCGUGUUGAUCAGCGAUGAGCUCUGGAGCAAGCUGGACAUUUUCCUCAACUGUUUCCUCGUCCACGUCCUCAGCGCGCUGGGUAUUGUGGGUAACGUCAUGAACAUCCUUGUCCUGACCCGCUACGGGCAGAAGCAGACGACCAACCUCAUCCUGACGUCACUGUCGGUGACGGAUCUCGUCUGCUCCGUCCUGCAACCGUUCAGACGGCUCCAGUGUCUCGUGGCUCAGUUCGACCUCGGUCUCUCCGUGACGUACCGAACUUUCUCGACGAUUUAUCUAUACACUUUCGUCGACAUCUGCGUGGCCUUGAGUAUCUGUCACGUGGCCGCCAUCGCCAUUGAACGCUUUACAGCCGUGUUCUUCCCGCUGCACGUAAAUCGUAUAUUUACAAUCCCCCGCGUGAGAUGGGUGAUUGUGUUCAUCUACCUUUACACCAUCGCUCUCCUGGCGCCUAUGUUCUCACGGUUAAGUUACCAGUGGUUUUUCGACGAGAAAUUCAACGUAUGGGUAAGCAGACUUACAUUAAGCAAAUUCUACUCGCAAAACUACGACACCAUCAACUUUUAUUCCAAUUUCAUCGUGAAUAAUCUAUUCUCGUCGGUGUCGUUGUUCAUGAUAUUGAUUUGUUCGCUGGCCAUUACGGUAAAACUCACGACAGGAGAGUCGAAGAGAUUAACCAAAUCUUCAACCACGGCGUCAAAGAAGAUCAAAGAAGCGAAAGUAGCGAAAAUGUUGCUGACGGUGUGUUUGACCACCGUGGUGACGUACCUGCCGUCCGCCGUCAUCUACAUGUGCCUGCUGUACGCCAACAUCACCAUCUUGUCGUCGGGGAACCUCUACUCCCUCCUUCAGAGCGUCAUCUGCGUACUGUUUCAGUUCAACGCCGCCGUCAACUUUCUCAUCUACGUCACCAUGAGCUCGAAGUUUGCCGCAGGCUACAGAAGAUUAAUUAGCAGGAAGAAGUUGUAA
Physella acuta is the source of this 1083-nucleotide messenger RNA. Its product is annotated as neuropeptide FF receptor 2-like. Gene Ontology annotation, cellular component: membrane. The record is from RefSeq and is a predicted model, not a curated record. Gene Ontology annotation, biological process: G protein-coupled receptor signaling pathway. NCBI's taxonomy places the organism in Eukaryota, Metazoa, Mollusca, Gastropoda, Physidae. Gene Ontology annotation, molecular function: G protein-coupled receptor activity.